CCCUCCAUCUCCGCCAGCCCCACCAGGGUGAUUGCCCCGGGGCGAGUCGUCACCAUCCGCUGUCAGUGUCAAUGCAAAGGCAGGAGGUUAUUUCUGUAUAAAGAUGGAAUCAAAAUCCGGGAGCUGGACGCUGCUGGGGACGGGGGUGAAUUCACCAUCCCCAGCGCCAGGCGGGAAGACGGAGGGAUCUACAGCUGUCGAUCUCGCUCCAGAUCGGAGCCGCCCGACUGGUCGGAUCGCAAUGACAUUGUGCAGAUCUUUGUAGCAGAGCUCAUCUUCCGCAAACCCUCCAUCUCCCUGCGCCCCAGCGGGG
Messenger RNA from Chrysemys picta bellii (western painted turtle), 313 nucleotides. NCBI's taxonomy places the organism in Eukaryota, Metazoa, Chordata, Testudines, Emydidae. The record is from RefSeq and is a predicted model, not a curated record.